Aspergillus fijiensis CBS 313.89 is the source of this 1941-nucleotide messenger RNA. RefSeq names its product WD40 repeat domain-containing protein. Gene Ontology annotation, molecular function: protein binding. The transcript has 3 exons. The record is from RefSeq and is a predicted model, not a curated record. Lineage: Eukaryota; Fungi; Ascomycota; Eurotiomycetes; Eurotiales; Aspergillaceae. Bases 89 to 1810 code for a protein of 573 amino acids.
CGAAUCAGCGAGUACAGACUUGUGCCUAGACGAAUGCGAAACAUCGGGUGGAGUCGCCACGAUCCUCCAUCUUCUGGCUCAAACACGAAUGCUAGAGUCUGUGAAAUUGCGCAUAUUCCUAACCAGCCGACCUGAUACGAGGACUGAGACCAGGUUUGACGACAUACCGCAAGAAAAGCGACGGUGCUUCAAGCUCCACAAUAUAGACGCGGAGAUCAAAUCCGGUGGUCUCUUCAUAUGGGCCGCGACUGCAUGCAACUUUGUCGGUUCAGACAGCCGUUUCUCCCGCCAGCGACUGAGUCACCUCCUCAACGAUAGCAUUUCCAUUGACGACCCAAAGUCGGAGCUAGACAAGAUUUAUCUCACCGUCCUUUGGAGUACCGUCUCAGAGCGACACACGACUGAAAAAAAAGUGUUCAUCUAUAGCAUCGUUCGACUUAUCUUAGGAACAAUGGCUGUGCUCGUUUCUCCACUUCCGGUAGUUGGACUAGGCGCCUUGUACCAAUCCGAACCCCGGUCAUCUGGCGUCAAACGCCCAGAGUACAAAACUAUCAGUAACCUUGAUAUUCAUCUUAACCUCAGGCACUUGAGCGCGAUUGUCGAUCUUCCUGAAGAUGAUCAUCUGCCCCUUCGACUUCACCAUCCCACGUUGCGUGAAUUCAUAUUGGAUGAAGUGAGAUGUACCGAGCAAGCAUUUCAUGUAGACACGAGGCAGACGCAUCUCACCUUGGCUGGGUGCUGUGUGAACAUCAUAUCCCAAUCAUGGGCGUGUUCCCCACCUGGACAGGGGAUCUUCGGCUUGGAUAACCCUGCUGUUGCUGUGACCGAUGUUAGCCGGAGCCAAUUGGAGCAGUGGCUACCAGCUGGCGUGCGCUAUGCAUGCCUUUACUGGGUCCACCACCUACAACAGAGCGGUGCCAAAAUACAUAAGAACGACUCCAUUGAUCUCUUCCUCCGAAAAAAUCUUUUACAUUGGCUAGAGGCUCUUAUUUGGAUGAGACUUUCCGAUGGAGUUCGUGCCAUCGCCUCCCUGGAAUCCAUGACGAUUAACCCCAGUGUCGACGCAUAUAUCCAUGACGCGAAGCGAUUUACGUUAUCUAGCCGAUAUACAAUCGAACCAUAUCCCUUACAAAUAUACUUGAGUGGGCUUGUAUUUGUGCCAGCACAGAGCACAGUCAGGCUUCUCUUUAAGAAGGAAGCAUUGCACUGGAUGCAUCGGAUGCCAUCGAUCUCUGCAAACUGGAGCCUUUUACUGCAGAGCCUGAGCGGUCGUGUGUGGUCAAGUCGCGCUUUGGCUUUUUCCCCUUGCGGAAAGAUCUUAGCAUCGGCCGCAAUUAGAGGAGCGAGCAAGAUAGUGGAAGUAUGGGACCCCGUGACGGGGGAGCUUCUGCAGGCCAUUGACUUGCCAGACCUAGCGGUGUUUGUUGGGUUCUUGAGAGAGGAAGAGAGAUUAGUGGUAGUGUCAGGUGGCGGAACAAAUCGUGACCAUCACAUCCAACAACGAGAUCCUUGGACUGGGGAAUGCUUGCAGGAAUCGAGCAUCCCCGCUGAAAUCGGUAUAUUUGGGGCAGUUGCUCUGUCGGAAGUUGGAGAGUUGCUGGCACUGAUGGUUGACUCACGUACGAUACAAGUUUGGGACGUGCUUUCCGGCUGCUGCAUCCGACGGCUUACUGGCCACGAAAGUGAGAUCAUACAUGCCGUGGCAUCGAAAGACGGUUCAGUCCUGGCCUCAACAACGGUUGAUGGAGCUAUCUAUAUGUGGGACACCUACAAGGCCCAGUGUUUACAGGUAAUACAAAAUCGGCACUAGUCAGCGUUGUUCAAAUCUGCUCUCUCCAACGAUGGCAAUAUCUUGGCAGUAAUCUCAGAUGAUGGCAUACUCCAACUCUGGCAGCCGACAACAACUAACCUUCUCCGGGUUCUGAAAGUCCAAAGUGCACC